AUGACCACCCUCCACAUCGGAACCCUGGUCUUCGACUACCAAGCCAUCGACAUCAUCGGCCCAUGCGACCUACUCAACUCGGCAACUAAAAGAUUAAUGAACGUGAUCAACUACUACACCCCAGUCAACCAGGAGACUGUUUCUAAAGCCCCUGAGAUCAUCUUCCACCAUAUCGGCGAGACCCUCGACCCAGUGACCCUGCUCACGAGCAGCGUAACUGUCGUCCCGACCGUCACCGUUGACAAUGUCCCACCGCUCGAUAUCCUGAUUGUCGGCGGGGACAGUCCCGCGUAUCCCAAUCUCCCACCAAAACUCCAGGAGCUCAUCCGGAGACAUGUCGCGAGUGGAAAACUCCUCUUCACGACCUGCACCGGCGCAGCCCUCGCUGCGGCUACGGGUGUGCUCGACGGCAAAAACGCAACAGUGAAUAAUCUUGAGUAUGAAUGGAUCAUCAGAGAGUACCCAAAGGUGAAGUGGACUAAGGCGAAGAAGUGGAUUAUCGACGGAAACAUCUGGACAGGUAGCGGGGCGGUUGCGGGAAUGGAUAUGGUCGCCCACUGGGUCAAGAAGAAUUAUGGGUUGGAAGUCCUGACCCAGGCUUGUUUGAACUUGGAUUUUGAGCCGAGGGAUCAGGAUGGGCUCUUUACUGUCUUGCCGGAGAGGUUUGAUGAGCAGGGUAAUAAGGUUUCCACGCUUAUAUUUCCUUGA
Penicillium canariense is the source of this 708-nucleotide messenger RNA. RefSeq names its product thij/pfpi. The record is from RefSeq and is a predicted model, not a curated record. NCBI's taxonomy places the organism in Eukaryota, Fungi, Ascomycota, Eurotiomycetes, Eurotiales, Aspergillaceae. The transcript has a single exon. The coding region runs from base 1 to 708 and encodes 235 amino acids.